GCUGAACAUGGCAUCGGCCAUCGCCAUGCAAGAUACAACAAAAAGAUCGGCCAACGUCGUAGCAUUCAGCGAGAAACAGCCUACGGCAACGCUCCAGCUUCAGAAAAGCGCCUGUUCUGCGAGUAAGUGACCAACAUCGUCUCACGGCCGGAAGCCUAUCACAGCAAUCGAUCAUGGCGCAGCCACAAUCCUCGCCCCAGUCUUAUAUCCUGACACCAAAGGCAUACACCAAAAUCACCCUGCAUGCCGCCAAGUACCCCGCUUCAGCGCUGCUCGGACUGCUGCUCGGUAGGCAGACGCCCACCAGUAACGCUGCAAUUGUAGUAGAGGACAUCGUGCCGCUCGUACACAAGUGGACUACCCUCAGUCCAGUUGUGGAGGUGGGCUGUGCGCUUGCUGAGUCGCACGCUUCCACCUCGGGGCUUUCUUUAAUUGGCUGCUAUGAAGCGCCCGCUCGUGUAGUCGCUGUCAAUGACCGCGAACUGAGCCCAGCUGCCACCCGUUUGGCUCAGCGGAUCGCAAACCGUUCGCAUUCUGGCACUGCGCUGGUAUGCCUGGUAAACAACGCACUCCUCCUCUCUCCGACCUCGUCACCAUUCAUCCCCUUCAUUCAAUUGUCUUUCCCCACCACCUCAUCAUCAUCCAUAGCGCAAAGUAGUACCAACAUACCAAAGCCGCGCCUAUUGACGGGCUCGCGCGCGCUGACGAUCGGCGACCCUGCAGGCUCCUCGAAUGCUGCGGCGCCGGGGACUGGGACCGGAACAGAGAAAGAGCUCGCUGAGAUCGUACGGGGAGCCGCAAAAGCUGUGCGAGCGGGCGCAUGGAGUGCAUUGGCAGACUUCGACGAUCACUUGGGAGACCCUGCGCUGGAUUGGCUCAACAAUGCGCAGGCCCAAGAUAUUGUAACGUAGCGUAUAUACAGCUAAAAUGAUGGACGGA
Messenger RNA from Tilletiaria anomala UBC 951, 939 nucleotides. Its product is annotated as UPF0172-domain-containing protein. Bases 174 to 911 code for a protein of 245 amino acids. NCBI's taxonomy places the organism in Eukaryota, Fungi, Basidiomycota, Exobasidiomycetes, Georgefischeriales, Tilletiariaceae. The record is from RefSeq and is a predicted model, not a curated record. Gene Ontology annotation, cellular component: EMC complex. The transcript is spliced from 4 exons.